AUGGCAGAAAGGAUGGCAGAAAGGAUGGCAGAAAGGAUGGCAGAAAGGAUGGCAGAAAGGAUGGCAGAAAGGAUGGCAGAAAGGAUGGCAGAAAGGAUGGCAGAAAGGAUGGCAGAAAGGAUGGCAGAAUGGAUGGCAGAAUGGAUGGCAGAAUGGAUGGCAGAAUGGAUGGCAGAAAGGAUGGCAGAAUGGAUGGCAGAAUGGAUGGCAGAAAGGAUGGCAGAAAGGAUGGCAGAAAGGAUGGCAGAAAGGAUGGCAGAAAGGAUGGCAGAAUGGAUGACAGAAAGGAUGGCAGAAAGGAUGGCAGAAAGGAUGGCAGAAAGGAUGGCAGAAUGGAUGGCAGAAUGGAUGGCAGAAUGGAUGGCAGAAUGGAUGGCAGAAAGGAUGGCAGAAUGGAUGGCAGAAUGGAUGGCAGAAAGGAUGGCAGAAAGGAUGGCAGAAAGGAUGGCAGAAAGGAUGGCAGAAAGGAUGGCAGAAUGGAUGACAGAAAGGAUGGCAGAAUGGAUGGCAGAAUGGAUGGCAGAAAGGAUGGCAGAAAGGAUGGCAGAAUGGAUGGCAGAAUGGAUGGCAGAAAGGAUGGCAGAAAGGAUGGCAGAAAGGAUGGCAGAAAGGAUGGCAGAAAGGAUGGCAGAAAGGAUGGCAGAAUGGAUGGCAGAAUGGAUGGCAGAAAGGAUGGCAGAAAGGAUGGCAGAAUGGAUGGCAGAAUGGAUGGCAGAAAGGAUGGCAGAAAGGAUGGCAGAAAGGAUGGCAGAAAACAUGGCAGAAAAGAAGACAGAAUAG
Bombus huntii is the source of this 780-nucleotide messenger RNA. RefSeq lists its product as uncharacterized. The record is from RefSeq and is a predicted model, not a curated record. The transcript has a single exon. Lineage: Eukaryota; Metazoa; Arthropoda; Insecta; Hymenoptera; Apidae. Bases 1 to 780 code for a protein of 259 amino acids.